AUGCGCUUCUCGCAGCACCUGGAGGUCCAUCAUAGCGAGGGCAAAUCCCCGUUCGUGCCGGAUGAGGCGCAUAAUGCAGCUAGACCGGAGGUAGAAGCUACCGUUGCUAAGGAGGAGCUUACCGAGUAUUUCCAAUGCCCGGUCAAGAGCUGCGGCGAGAUCUUGCAUAUGGAUAGGUUGGACGACCAUCUCGAAUUGCAUAACGCUGAACAAGUCGGGAAUGCGGCUGAAGGAUCGAAUACUAGAGAGCUAGGGAGCGCGUCGCCGGAGAGCGGCUCUCAAUCUUCUGCGCGAACUCCGGGACGUAGCCGAGCUAAGCCCGAUGUACCGGUCGGCCCUAUCCCGAGCGCUCUACCGCUCAACACGGCCGGAGACUACCACAUAAAAUCAUCUAAGCCCGUCAGGAGACUUGGAAAAAAAGAACUCGGCGCGUACUACAACGAAGAGAGAAUGCCGCGCUGGCUCGAGGAUUUACUGAGGAAGCGUGGGUACAAGAGCUCACAAGGCGUAAUACCCGUCCUGGCAAAACUCCUACAUCAGAAUAAGUACACGCAAUACGCGUAUCUCUGUCACCCAGAAACACAGCACAUCUCCAAACUUAGAAGUGAAGGCAGCUUCUGCGGCUACAGAAAUAUCCAGAUGCUGAUAUCGUAUAUCAUCGGGACCGGGACGACGGGUGCUGCGGCUUUCGAGAACACUAUCCCUAAUAUCUUCCAGAUCCAGGAUCUCAUCGAGAACGCUUGGGACCAGGGUAUCCACGAGGACGGCCGGACGGAACUCGGUGUGCUCAGGGGCACGCGCAAGUAUAUCGGAACACCAGAGGCCCAGACGCUGUUCGCAAGUUUAGGUAUACAAUGGGACAUGCAAACGUUUAAGAACCGUCCGGGAGAACCGCCUUCUGCUUCGGAGAACAGGAUGUAUGACGCCGUGGAAGAGUAUUUCGCAACAGCACCAAGCGUCAAUAUGCAGAGUAAGGUCCGCAAGACAAUGCGGCCACCAAUUUAUUUACAGCAUCAGGGCCACUCCAUGACCAUCAUCGGCUUAGAGUGCCAGCCCAGCGGCAACCGGAACCUAAUCGUUUUCGACCCGUCUUAUGGGGACCCGUCCAAUAUCACGCGACACCUCGACGGCACGAGGCCCGUCGAGCAUAACCACCACCCGGAUCGCGCGCUCAAGCUCUACCGUCGCGGCCCGAGGUACCUGAGCAAAUAUCAGGCUUUUGAGCUCAUGAGGUACGUACAUGCUCGUAUCUAG
Daldinia childiae is the source of this 1254-nucleotide messenger RNA. RefSeq names its product Zinc finger with UFM1-specific peptidase domain protein. The transcript has 7 exons. Bases 1 to 1254 code for a protein of 417 amino acids. NCBI's taxonomy places the organism in Eukaryota, Fungi, Ascomycota, Sordariomycetes, Xylariales, Hypoxylaceae. The record is from RefSeq and is a predicted model, not a curated record.